This is a messenger RNA of Neltuma alba, 408 nucleotides long. RefSeq names its product LOB domain-containing protein 22-like. The transcript has a single exon. Bases 1 to 408 code for a protein of 135 amino acids. NCBI's taxonomy places the organism in Eukaryota, Viridiplantae, Streptophyta, Magnoliopsida, Fabales, Fabaceae. The record is from RefSeq and is a predicted model, not a curated record.
AUGCGAACCAUCAUCUUCCAAUCUGACAUGCGAGCUAACGACCCCGUCGGAGGUUGCUACAGAUACAUUCAAGAGCUUCAAGCUCAGAUCAAAUACCACCAGGCCGAGCUUGAGCUUGUUCUUCAACAGCUCGCUCUUUAUCGAUCCCAACCUCACCUUCAUCAUCAUGAUCACUUAAAUCUUUAUAAUAACAACCCUAUUGCACCAGUAGUACCUCAUCCCACUCAUUAUCAAUACCUUCAACAAGAACCGCCGUACAUGAUGGUUCAUCCGCAGGAACAACAUCAUCAGAUUCAGAAUAGUGAUGUAUGUUUGCAGGAGGAUGUUAGUGGUUGUUGGGGAGUGCAGGAUUCUGGGUGCCUGUCGUCUUUAUCGUUACAGAACAAGAAUAUGUCGGGGACGAUAUGA